AUGCUACCGAUUGGUUUUCUGCCAUUGCUAUUCCAUUUGGAGCUCAGGUUAAAGAUCUGGAUGUCGCCUCCGACUUUUACCUUCAGGUAUAAUUUACUUGACCUCGGAUUACAUAGUUUGGAUUACAAAGAUGAAAAGGGUCUCACUGGUUUAUCAUUGGGGCCACCCCUGUUGCAUCAGCAAAUUGGAAGUGCAACUGGAGUGACAAUGAGGAUGUCAAAUUUCAUUGCUUCUUGGACAUUGCUUGAGUACUUUUGGACAAGUUGUCGUAAUAUCCAUCCUAGAGCACUUGCUAUUCCUGUUGGAUUUUCUAGGCCUCUUGAAGAUGCUUAUACAACUGAUGAUGAAACAUCUUUUCCACCUUUGACAACAAACAACCUGGAAUUUGGACCUAUUGCCCUGAAGCUGGAAUCAGAAUUUGAUGCAUACAAAAGACUUUCCGGUAGGAUUGAGAUGAAACAAGCAACUCCAAAACAUUUUGAAUGCGCUGUCAAUUUCUCUGAUACUUCUGAAGAUGUGUAUGGUUGGGGUAUGAGUACUGGUGGAGUUGAAAUUCCAGGAAACCGUGGCCACUUUCAGGAAGUUGUUGGUUUACAUUUGAUAGGUUCAUUCACUGAGGGGGAUCUUCCAGAGCUGCUUCAAUUGGUAUUAUACUUUGGUUGGAGUUGCAAUCAGGAUUUUGUUACUGCAGUAGUAGCUUAUUUUGAAGAUGGAGCUGGAUGA
Molecule: messenger RNA, 723 nt
Organism: Hibiscus syriacus
Lineage: Eukaryota; Viridiplantae; Streptophyta; Magnoliopsida; Malvales; Malvaceae
Exons: 5
Coding region: 1-723 (240 amino acids)
Source: RefSeq, a predicted model, not a curated record